AUGACUAUAGACACCUGGCGAGCAUGGGCCAUCUACCUGGUCUUAGCUGCAAACCUCUCUGAAGAGCAAGCACUGAAGCAGGCUUGUCCUUCAUGUGAUGCCACUCAGCUUUGCAACUGCUCUUCCAUGGGCUUGAACUUUAUUCCCUCAGGGCUCACGGGCAAAAUCACGGUGUUAAACCUGGCCCACAACAGGAUAGAGCACAUCCGAUCCCAGGAUCUGCAGCAGGCUGUGAACUUGAGAGCUCUGCUGCUGCAGUCCAAUGAAAUCAGCUCAAUAGAUGAGGACUCGUUUCGCUCCCUUGGGAAACUGGAGCUCUUGGACUUAUCAAAUAACAGCUUGGCUCACUUGUCCCCUGCAUGGUUUGGGCACCUUUUCUCACUCCAGCAUCUCCACCUUCAAGGGAACUCCUACAGAGACCUGGGGGAAAGCUCUCCCUUUUCUAAGCUGAGGAACCUGAGCUCUCUCCACCUGGGCAACCCAUGGUUCUCCACGAUAAGGCAAGGAAACUUUGAGGGUGUUGCGGUUCUCGACAAGUUGUGGAUUGACGGUGGCAAUCUCAGUUGGUACGAGCCAGGAAGUCUGAAACCAAUUAAGAAGAUAGAUCACAUGAUCAUAAACCUAAGAAAUAUUUCUGCAUUCUCAGCAAUUGUGAGGGACCUUGUGCAUUCUGUCAUUUGGUUAGAAGUGAGAAAAAUAGAGUUCAGUGUACCUGCUGAAAUGCAACUAUUGACAGUCAUGUCAUCUUCUUUUGCAAAGAAAAUUACUUUUAGACAGGUCUUGCUAGCAGAUGCUACUGUGCCUGAGAUUGUCAGCAUUUUAGAAGACAUGCCAAAAUUAGUGGAGUUGGAGAUGAUAGACUGUAGACUGUCAGGAACUGGACGAUGGAAAAUACAAAUUCACGCAAACCAAUCACAGACUCUUAGAGUUCUGACAAUAGAGACAUUAUCUAUAGAAGAAUUUUAUUUGUUUACAGAUCUUAAGGCUGUGGAAAGUCUACUAUCUCCUCUUACCAAGGUCACUGUUCAAAACACCAAAGUCUUUCUGGUACCAUGCAGCCUUUCGCAACACCUUCUAUCAUUAGAGUAUCUUGACCUUAGUGCAAAUUUGCUUGGAGACCAGAGCUUGGAGCAUUCGGCCUGUCAGGAUGGUUGGCCCUCACUACAAACUCUAAAUUUAAGUCAGAAUUCACUGACUGACUUAGAAAUGACGGGUAAAAGUUUGUCUCAUCUAAGAAACCUAGUUAUCUUAGACAUUAGCCAAAAUAAUUUUGGUGAGAUUCCAGAUGCGUGUGAAUGGCCCAAAACCCUGAAAUAC
This is a messenger RNA of Tauraco erythrolophus (red-crested turaco), 1317 nucleotides long. The record is from RefSeq and is a predicted model, not a curated record. Lineage: Eukaryota; Metazoa; Chordata; Aves; Musophagiformes; Musophagidae.